GUUUACACGCUCGCGUAUAUGCACGUUAAACAUUCAUAUGUAUACUGUGCGUGAAGAGGAGAGAAAAAGAAAAUAUCAUCCUUUUGAAAAUUCCAUCCUCGUUCGUAUUUUUUUUUUUUUUUCUUUAAAAUGGAAACAUUAACAAAGCCGAUCAACACCAUCGGAAUUAAAACUGUUAAGGCUUCCUUGUACGCUUUCCCUUGUGAUUUAAGCUAUCAAUUUUCACUCGUGUUAUAUCAAAACUGUCAACUUUAAUCCUUUCAUGCGAACAAAAUUAUAAAUUCUCCCCUUUCACCUUUCAAAAAUAGGAUUCAGAAAUGAUCCAAGUAUUACGUUGCUCAUAUUUGAAAAAUUGUCCAUCUGUUCGAGUUAAGUAGCAAAAAAAAAUUUGAGAAAGGAAGAGAAAGUUUGACAACUUUAAAGACAAACUUUCUUUGUUACUGCUGAGCCUACCAAUAUCCACCUGAAUUACUCCUCUUCAGGGAGAGAACCAGGGACAGCUACGAAACAACGUUUCGAAAAGUCAGUGAUGUAAAUCACCGUGGACGUAUCUUCCUUCUAAGCAACCAAGUCCUUUCUCUCCUCGGUAAUCGAUUACGAAAUCACUGAACCCCCAUAAACGUUCGAUUCGCAAAUACACGUUAAUGCUCUCGAAGAUAGGUCGUUUAAAAAUUCGAAACAAUUUUCGAACCUUUUUGUAAGUUUCCGAACAAUACCAUCUCUAUCAAAUUUGAACGUACUUCCGGAUCGUCAUUAGUUUAAGUAGACCGGGUUUGAGCCCGGAUGUUCAGAGCAUUGCCUCUUUAAAUUGCAACCCGUUUCAGCAAAAAAAAUCAAACCUCAACGAUAUUUCUCUUCCAUAUACGUAUGUAGUCGUUUUACUAACGAUCAACCAAGAGAACAACGACCCUUAGAUCUCAUCUUCGAAGCGUGCUCGACUCCGAUCGAUGAUCGCGAUCACUCGAGAACAGAAGGAAAGGGAUCGCUCGAUCAGCUACCGGGCACGGAAUGCGAUGGGUUUGGUACGAAAGCACGGAAUAAAAUGGUAAAAUGUCAACUCGACUCUGUUCUACCUACGAAAGAGCAAACGCAUCCUAUUAGCGGUGCAGAGAUCGCAUUGUUUGCCCGUGUGCCCUUAAAAGAGCUAAAUCUCAUCCAUCGUAACGACGUUGGCCUUUGAAUCGCGUGGCAAACGGAUGGCGAUAAAUCGAAACGUCUUCGCGCAGCUGGGAAGAAAAAUAAUUGUGAACGCGACAAGCGCACCACUGUCCCAGCUAGAGAUAAAACUAUUCUACCUGUUGUGGAUGAAACGUCUUUACGUUCUUCCGUGGGAUUUCUAUCGUGUACACAGAUACUAAUAACACCAGUGUCAAGAUGCGUACACGGAUCAGAUAAUAAAUUUCUUUGCCAAUUUGACACGACGCUUAGACGCGGCUAUACGUAUUACCCUGACGAUCUUAAUUUGCAGCUUCUAGUAUCUGGACAUUUUUCAACUUCAUAAAUAAAAUUAUUCAAUCCUCUUCAUUCCGUAAUUGCUUGUCUAUCUUGUACGUUAGAUUCAUAAUCUUGUUAAUACCAAGAGUCCCUUAAAUUCCACUGGCUUAUAAGUACUCCAAAAUAAGGCCGUAGAUAUUGAAAAAACGCUACAAAUGUAUUUUUAUUAACAUUUUAGCUACCAGUGUCACAUGUACCUGUAACGGUAAUUAUCGUAGAAUAAAAAGUUAAAAAAACAAGAGUAGAAAACUCCGCUUGUAGUUUAGGAAUCAACAGCGUCCGGAUAGUGAACGCGAAGUUUAUCUGAUGCUUCGUGAGGAUCGUCGAUUUCAGAGGGGGGAAAAAAGUCGUCCUUGUACACAUAGUCGAGUAUGCUGACGGUAUAUAUAAAAGGUGGCAGAGCUGAAGGAGCACAGAUGUUAGCGGCUUCUGAAAUCCAUCGAUACAACCGUCGCGAAUCGAAAAGUCGCGUGCGUGUGCCUCUCGGGGGAUGCCAUUUCAAGUGUCGUCGGUGUUACUUGAUCUCUAACGACGAUGACUUCUCCGGAAACUGUGUUUCGAUCUCUGAUCCUCUUGCUGGUGGUUCUCGGCAGCUGGUGGUGUUGUGCCGGCGAGAAGCUAUCGCCAAAUCAAAAAGCGCCUCAGUUUGCCCGUGGUUCCGGUGGAUUGAUUCUUGACACACCGUACGAUGAUAACAAGGCCAGAAAAACACCGGUUUCGAGUGGAAACGUAGUACAGGACGGAGUACAGAGAGAUGAGACAGAAAUGCUGAAACUCGUGGACGGUGAACUGGUACGAACUGUAAAAGGAAGCUUCUCUUACAAUAGUCCUGAAGGCCUUCCAAUUUCCGUCAAGUACGAAGCAGAUGAGAAUGGAAAUAGAGCCAGUUUCAAGUUUGGUACCGGUGAAACUGGUGCUAUCAGUGCGGGUUCUUCGACUCGUCCUGGACAAAAACAAAAUGGUAAUCGUGGUGGUCAAACCCAACAAGGAUCAAAGGGAUCGAAAGGUAGCUCGUACCUACCGCCCAAUGAUGCAAACAGAAGUUACUUACCGCCAAAAUAAAAUUUUCAUUGUUAUUCCAACCAAAGCUUCAGCCUAGCUUUAGAUGCUCUGAUUUUUCAGAAACAUUACCUCCUUGAAAUCGUAACAAAAGGUACGUCUCUGUUUUUCGCAAUUUUCCGGAAUUCUUCGACAUUGUAUAUUCUGGUAUAGUUGUAUAUGUUAAUCUUCUUUCGAUAAGUUCACAAUAUUUAUCGAUCGUAACACUCUCCAACAGAGCACUCGAACUAAUCAAUGAUUCGUAAACCGAUUUGCAUAUCAGCUUUGUAGAAACGCGAUUGUUAUUAGCGUAUCAUUCAAUGUUCUCUCUCCUUUUUCAAAGGGACUGUUUAGCAUUCGAGUAACUAGAAAAUAAUAGGCAAACUAGUUGGUUUCACUAGUUGCUACAUUAACUUUUUAUAAAGUAAAAAAAUAAAAUAUAUUUUUCCAUAUACAGCCGUAUUAAUUUUACAACCUUCUACUCAUUGUCAGUCUAAUAAGUACACAGUCUUGUUUUUAUCUUUUCCCUUUUGU
This is a messenger RNA of Osmia bicornis bicornis, 3066 nucleotides long. RefSeq lists its product as uncharacterized. Lineage: Eukaryota; Metazoa; Arthropoda; Insecta; Hymenoptera; Megachilidae. The transcript has 3 exons. The record is from RefSeq and is a predicted model, not a curated record. Bases 2029 to 2556 code for a protein of 175 amino acids.